This is a messenger RNA of Culex pipiens pallens (northern house mosquito), 3170 nucleotides long. Its product is annotated as putative mediator of RNA polymerase II transcription subunit 12. Gene Ontology annotation, biological process: ascospore-type prospore membrane formation; protein localization to prospore membrane. The transcript has 2 exons. The record is from RefSeq and is a predicted model, not a curated record. Lineage: Eukaryota; Metazoa; Arthropoda; Insecta; Diptera; Culicidae. Gene Ontology annotation, cellular component: prospore membrane. Bases 102 to 3170 code for a protein of 1022 amino acids.
UUUUUUUGCAGAUCCGCUUCAAGCCGUAUGCUUUUAAGCGUCUACGUGAUGACGCAACAAUAUUGGUUGACGACGAUCCGUCAGGCAAUACGUUCGUCCUGAUGGGACUUCAAAAAUUGACAAAUUUGAUGCAGCAGAAUCCGGUUGGUCAACGUAACCCAUACGAAGUCCAACAGCCAACCCCACAGAAUCUGUUGGAUUGGUUGAUCCCGCCUAUCCAGCUGACUGCCCCAAACCCGCCGUCGCAAUCACUGCCGCAGCUGUUCGUCCCUACACAGUCGUUUGUGUCAAGCCUGGGUAAUGAUUGGGUGCUCCAACACCAUCCCGCGCCGUACGCAAUGCCAGCGCCAGCACUGGCCCAAAACGGGGUGGGCCUACAGUGGUCAACUGGCCAACUUCGGCAGCUCUCGCACAUCUAUGGGACUCAACAACAGCAGCAGAUUGUUGCUCCCCAGCAACCCACUGCGAACCUUCCGCCAGCUGUAGGAAGCGUGGCUCACCCGACGGUUGCGGGGCAGCAACCUGCAUGGAACCCUCCGCCAGCUGCAGUUGUGGGACAGCAACUCGCAGAGAACCCUGCGCCAGCUGUAGGAAGCGUAGCUCCCCCGCCGGUUGCGGAGCAGCAAACUGCAGGGAACUCUCUGUCAGCUGCUCGAAGCGUAAAUUCCCAGCAGCUCGCCGGACGACAACCUUCAAGGAACCCUCUGCCAACUGCAGAAAGCAUGCCACAUCAGCGAGGCAUGACUCAACAGCCUACACACGGCCACCCGGCACAACCUGCAGCCCAGGGACUGCGCCAUCCAAGUGGCGCGGGUAUGUCGGUAGUACAGCAGCAUCAGCCGAACAUGUCCCGACCACCACCUCCUUUGCCGACAUAUGCAGAAAACGAUUCUCGAAACUCCGUGGGCCCACAUUACCAAUCAAGAUCUCGAUCACAUUCGCGUCAACGUGGGUAUAACCAGUCAGAACGAUCCAGAUCCCAUUCGCGCCAACGUGGUUAUAACCACCCAGAUCGAUGGGCUCCGAACAACACGCGGCAGGGCCAGGGUCCAUCUCGCGAUCAGCAGCAGUGGCCUUCAUUUUCCGGCCGUACCGGAUUAAUCCCAUCCCAUGCCCAGCAGCAUCAACAACAGCCUCUGAGGCAUCAACAGCCGCUGCAACAACAACAGCAGCGGCAGCAUCAACAGCAGCAGCAUCAACAGCAGCCGCUGCAGCAGCAGCAUCAGCAGCAACAGCAGCAGCAGCAACAGCAGCAGCAGCAUCAACAGCAGCCGCUGCAGCAGCAGCAUCAGCAGCAGCCGCUGCAGCAGCAGCAUCAGCAGCAACAGCAGCAUCAACGGCAACAGCAGCCGCAGCAGCAGUUGCAGCAUCAGCAGCGGCUGCAGUAUCAGCAGCAGCUGCAGUAUCAGCAGCAGCUGCAGUAUCAGUAUCAGCAGCAAAUGCAUCAGCAGCAGAUGCAGCAUCUACAGCAACACCCUCUGAGGCAUCAGCAGCCGCUGCAGCAGCAUCAACAGCAACAGCUGCUGCAGCAUCAACAGCAACAGCUGCUGCAGCAUCAACAGCAACAGCAGCUGCAGCAGCAAAAGCAGUUGGCUUCGACGUCCGGCGGAACCGGAGCGGGCCCGUCUGAUGGUUUGCAACAGUCGUCAUCAUCCCGGGUUUACCAGCAGCAGCAGAGAAUUGCUCAGGUGCCUUCAACGUCUGGAAUGAUCGCUGUGGACCCAUCUGUUGCUCUGCAUCCGCAGCAGUUGCCCUCAACGUCCGGCGGAACCGGAGCAGGCCCCUCUGGAGCACUGCAGCAGCCGUCGGAAUCCCGUAUUCAACAGGUGCCCUCGACGCCCGGAACACCAGCAGCGAGCUCAUCUAAUGCUCUGCAGCAGCAGCAAGUGCCCGGUACUUCCGGAGCGACCACGUCUGGAACGACUGCUGUGGGCCCAUCUGUUGCUCUGCAUCCGCAGCAGUUGCCCUCAACGUCCGGCGGAACCGGAGCAGGCCCAUCUGGAGCACUGCAGCAGCCGUUGGAAUCCCGUAUUCAACAGGUGCCCUCGACGCCCGGAACACCAGCAGCGAGCUCAUCUAAUGCUCUGCAGCAGCAGCAAGUGCCCGGUACUUCCGGAGCGACCACGUCUGGAACGACUGCUGUGGGCCCAUCUGUUGCUCUGCAUCCGCAGCAGUUGCCCUCAACGUCCGGCGGAACCGGAGCAGGCCCAUCUGGAGCACUACAGCAGCCGUCGGAAUCCCGUAUUCAACAGGUGCCCUCGACGCCCGGAACACCAGCAGCGAGCUCAUCUAAUGCUCUGCAGCAGCAGCAAGUGCCCGGUACUUCCGGAGCGACCACGUCUGGAACGACUGCUGUGGGCCCAUCUGUUGCUCUGCAUCCGCAGCAGUUGCCCUCAACGUCCGGCGGAACCGGAGCAGGCCCAUCUGGAGCACUGCAGCAGCCGUCGGAAUCCCGUAUUCAACAGGUGCCCUCGACGCCCGGAACACCAGCAGCGAGCUCAUCUAAUGCUCUGCAGCAGCAGCAAGUGCCCGGUACUUCCGGAGCGACCACGUCUGGAACGACUGCUGUGGGCCCAUCUGUUGCUCUGCAUCCGCAGCAGUUGCCCUCAACGUCCGGCGGAACCGGAGCAGGCCCAUCUGGAGCACUACAGCAGCCGUCGGAAUCCCAUAUUCAACAGGUGCCCUCGACGUCCGGAGCGACCACAGUGGGCCCAUUGGAAGCCCUGCAUCAGCCGACGUCCACCCGUGUUCUACAGCAGCAGCAGCAUCAACAGCAACAGCAGCCGCUGCAACAGCAGCAGAUGCAGCAUCGACAGCAACAGCCGCUGCAACAUCAACAACGCCCUCUGAGGCAUCAACAGCAUCAACAGCAUCAGCAGCCGCGUCAACAGCAACAGCCGGUGCAGCAGCAGCAUCAACAGCAGUUGCCUUCGACGCCCGGCGGAACUGGAGCGGGCCCGUCUGUUGCUUUGCAACAGUCUUCAUCAUCCCGGGUUCAGCAGCAGCAGCAGGUAGUGCGCCCAUCCCGUGUUCAGCAGCAGCAGUUGCCCUCGCUGCCCGCUCAACCGGGCUCAUCGGGAUACCAGAACCGUGGAGGGCCUUCACGUGGUCUCUCGAAAUAUCAGUCGAAAAAACUCAACAACUCCCAACCACCUCCCCCCGGAACGUAA